AUGGAUAUCAGGAAGAUGAACCUGACCCUAUUACUUCUUACACCCUUCAUCAUUAUGAGUCAUUUGCAUGCCCAAUCCAAUCCAUCACAUAACAAUAGUCUCAUUGUGGCAAAGGAGAUUCCGGUAGGACUGAUUCUUGAUUUGGGAUCAUGGGUGGGGAAGACUGUUCAUAGCUGCAUUACGAUGGCUAUUUCUGAUUUUUACGCUCAAAAUAGUCACUACAAAAAGAGGAUAGUUCUGCACACAAGGGAUUCCCAAGGAGAACCCCUGCACGCUUUAUCAGCAGCUCUUGAUCUUUUGCAAAAUAACAAGGUACAAGCCAUCGUUGGCCUGGAAACGCCAAUGGAAGCAAAGUUUUUAGCCCCAUUGGGAGACGAAGCCAAAGUUCCUAUCCUUUCUUUUACCACAAUUCCUUCAUCCUCCAUUAAGUACCCUUAUCUUAUUCAAAUUACAGAAGAUGAAACCACUCACUUUAAAGGCGUUGCUACCAUUGUAGAAUCGUUUAAAUGGAGGGAAGAUGAAACCACUCACUUUAAAGGCGUCGCUACCAUUAUAGAAUCGUUUAAAUGGAGGGGUGUCAUUUUUAUAUACGAGGACACUGAUCAUGGGAGGGAAAUCUUACCAUAUUUAAUCGAGUCCUUCCUGGAGAAAAACCUCCAUAUAGCUCAUAGAACUGCCAUUUCUCCCUCAGCCAAUGAUCAUCAAAUCCUUCAAGAAUUGCAUAAGCACAGGAGUAUGCAAGCAGCGAUAUUUAUUGUGCAUAUGUCACCUUCUCUUGCAUCUCGCCUCUUCUUGAAUGUGAAAAGGUUGGGAAUGAUGAGUGGAGGAUAUGCUUGGAUUAUAACGGAAACGACCAUGAAUCUUUUGCAUUCCGCGGAUUCNCCUCUUGCAUCUCGCCUCUUCUUGAAUGUGAAAAGGUUGGGAAUGAUGAGUGAAGGAUAUGCUUGGAUUAUAACGGAAACGACCAUGAAUCUUUUGCAUUCCGCGGAUUCAGAAGUCAUCAAAUCAUUGCAAGGGGUAUUGGGUUUCAAGUCUUACAUUCCAUCAUCAAGGGAGCUGCACAACUUUACUAGAAGGNUCAGAAGUCAUCAAAUCAUUGCAAGGGGUAUUGGGUUUCAAGUCUUACAUUCCAUCAUCAAGGGAGCUGCACAACUUUACUAG
Ilex paraguariensis (yerba mate) is the source of this 1161-nucleotide messenger RNA. The record is from the annotation of a GenBank genome assembly. NCBI's taxonomy places the organism in Eukaryota, Viridiplantae, Streptophyta, Magnoliopsida, Aquifoliales, Aquifoliaceae.